UGAAAACGACUGUAAGAUGUCGCUGUUGACUGUUUUCCUGAAAUUUGCUUUCAAACAAUCUUUCUAGAAUGGCCGAUUUCGUUGCAGAUAACUCACACCACAAGCCAGCCCAACCAUCAGAACCAGUCGAACUAAUGGAUGAGCUAUCCGAGGACGUUUUACCACCUGGUUCUGAUAUCGAAGGCACUCUUGCUUCAGAACCGUCGUCCAAAACAUUGGAAAUGUUAGAAGAUUCACAAGCUCAAGGAAAUGAUUCAAAAAGUUCAUCAGGCAUAGUUGGUGAAUCAAAGUCCCAAGAGCUGGCAUCUGUCGUAGAAAAUGCUGGCAAAACUACUGAAAAGGAAGGCAACUGUUAUUGUGGAAAGGAUCGCAACAUGAAUAUUGUUGAACUUUUUUGUGCAACCUGUCUACGUUGGUUUCAUGAAUCCUGUAUCAGUUAUCAGUUGGGCAAACUGGUUCCUUUCAUGAUGAACUAUGUUUUCUUGUGCAAGAAUUGCUCACCUACCGGAUUAGAAAGUUUCAAGAAAAAUCAAGCCCAAUUCACACAGAUGUGUAUUACCACAAUAGCUAACUUGAUGCAAAAUAGCACAAAAGAAGGAACUUCGAGACAAUAUUUUUCCAGGGAUCGUGAAAUCGUACCAUAUGUCGAUUCUCAUUGGGAAUAUCUUACCACAAUGCCUAGAAGGGUUACACAAUCCUGGCAUUCCACAAUACAUAAAACUUUGAUGAAGGAAAAGGGGCUGAUAUUCGUUUGCCAGGAACCCGUACCGGAAACGAUGGCUAGUGAUUGCAUGUUUGGCUUGUUGUCGUUGGAACUCAUAAACAUCCGACCGAACUAUGAAGCCAUGGUUAGAGCUGGUCACCUAAAACAAACCGAUCCAGCCGGCGGAAACACUGCAAUUCGUGGACGUGGCUAUAAGCGUCGUGUUCCUGACCAGUUUGGUGGAAAUCAGCGUAAAACUCGAAAUGAUAUUGGAACACCCAAGUUACCAGCUCAUGGUUACCCACUAGAUCAUCCAUUUAACAAAGACGGUUACCGCUACAUUUUAGCAGAGCCAGAUCCCCAUGCUCCAUUCAGGCAGGAGUUUGAUGAAAGCAGCGAUUGGGCAGGGAAGCCUAUUCCAGGCUGGUUAUAUCGCAAAUUGAAUCCGUCACAAGUACUUCUGACUUUACAUGAUCGAGCGCCACAGCUGAAAAUUACCGAAGACAGAAUGGCUGCCACCGGAGAAAAAGGAUACUGCACUGUUAGAGCAACACAUCUCGUGAAUCGUGGAACUUGGUACUGGGAGUGUUCAAUCGAAGAAAUGCCUGAAUUAGCUGCCACUAGAAUUGGAUUCGCUCAAGCAUAUGGUAAUCUUCAAGCUCCACUCGGCUAUGAUAAAUUCGGCUAUUCUUGGAGAUCCAGGAAAGGAACCGUAUUCCAUGAGUCUCUGGGCAAACAUUUUUCACAAGGAUACGGCGAGGGAGAUGUACUUGGAAUCCUUAUUGAACUGCCAGAAAUUCCUAAUGGGAAUUAUAUUCCGCCGACUUAUAAAGACAAGCCGUUAGUGAAAUUCAAGAGCCACUUAUACUACGAGGACCGCGAUGAGAUGCAGGAGGAAUUGCGCAAGUUGAAGCCAUUGAAGGGUGCCAAGAUAGAUUUUUACAAGAAUGGAAUCCAUCAAGGAACGGGCUUCAGUGAUAUUUAUGCAGGCGGUUAUUUUCCUGCGAUAUCACUUUUCAAAAAUGUUACCGUUUCUGUCAAUUUUGGACCCAACUUUAAAUUUGCUCCCAAAGACGUAGCAUUCAGGGGUAUGCACGAGAGAGCAGAAGAAUCAAUCACAGAGCAAGCUAUGGCUGACAUGCUCUAUUUGACUGAAAACGAGGGUCGUCUUCGAUUAGAUCUCUAGAGUAGUAUUACUCCUGUUGUAUUUCAGCAAACAUGCUUCGAUUUUUCUAUCCCUUCUCAACAUCCAUACUAUCCAUUUCUUCGUGAAUUGCAUUUCGAAACAGUAUGAUUUUUAUAUUCAAAAUAGACAGACUUGUCAUGUUUA
Molecule: messenger RNA, 2033 nt
Organism: Daphnia pulicaria
Lineage: Eukaryota; Metazoa; Arthropoda; Branchiopoda; Diplostraca; Daphniidae
Gene: ash2
Product: set1/Ash2 histone methyltransferase complex subunit ASH2-like
Exons: 12
Coding region: 69-1889 (606 amino acids)
Cellular component (GO): Set1C/COMPASS complex
Molecular function (GO): transcription cis-regulatory region binding; protein binding
Source: RefSeq, a predicted model, not a curated record